This is a messenger RNA of Diospyros lotus (date-plum), 1216 nucleotides long. Its product is annotated as fruit protein pKIWI502. The transcript has 5 exons. The record is from RefSeq and is a predicted model, not a curated record. NCBI's taxonomy places the organism in Eukaryota, Viridiplantae, Streptophyta, Magnoliopsida, Ericales, Ebenaceae. Bases 162 to 1028 code for a protein of 288 amino acids. Gene Ontology annotation, molecular function: oxidoreductase activity.
AUACCUCAGAUUCCUCACUACAUCCAACAGUGUACCUCCCGGCGCAUCUUAGGGGGGCGGCAGUUGGCCUGCGCAUUCUCGCCAUCGGCGGCGGCGGUCUCCAACGACGACCAACACCAAGUUCAAUAUACUCUUUCCUUCUCCUUGAGAGUUGAGACAAUAUGAAUAUUACAUUGGCUCCGCCUUCUCUUCCUCAUCUCUGCUCCCAUGCGCAUUCGCACCCUCCCAUGGCUAUCCUGCGCCGCCUAACCCGCCACCGUCGCCUAUUCUCUGUCGCCGCUGCCGCCGUCCGCCAAGAUACCACCCCCUGGAUUCCAGCGCCUCUGGCAGGUAUUCAGCCGGCUGCUGAGUCCCUCUUUCAUGUCACUGUCGACGUCUCCGACUCGCCCGACCUCGCUGCAUCCCACACUGCCGCCGGUCAAUACCUCCAGCUCCGCCUUCCCGACGACUCCACCAAGCCUUCUUUCCUCGCCAUCGCCUCCCCGCCUUCCUUGGCCGCUGCGAGAGGCGUCUUCGAGUUCUUGGUCAAAAGCGUCUCUGGAUCCACCGCGGAGUCUCUGUGCGGCCUCGGUAAAGGAGACGUCGUCGAAUUGACUCAGGCUAUGGGGAGAGGUUUUGACAUACAUCAAAUUUCGCCUGCUGAGGAGUAUCCCACUGUUCUGAUCUUCGCCACCGGAUCUGGAAUUAGCCCAAUCCGAUCUUUGAUCGAAUCAGGAUUUGGUGCCAAUAAGAGACCUGAUGUAAGGCUCUAUUAUGGGGCUAGAAACCUUCAAAGAAUGGCUUAUCAGGAUAGGUUUAAAGAUUGGGAAUCUUCUGGAGUCAAAAUUGUUCCAGUACUGUCACAGCCUGAUGAUAAUUGGACCGGUGAGCGUGGCUAUGUACAGGCUGCUUUUGCUAGAGCCAAAAAGAUUUAUAGCCCUCAGGGUGCAGGUGCAGUGCUUUGUGGGCAGAAACAGAUGUCUGAGGAAAUUACUUCUCUGCUUGCAGCUGAUGGAGUUUCAACUGAUAAAAUAUUGAAGAAUUUCUGAGGAUAUUGUUGUAAUCAUUCUCGUAUUAUUUAUUUUAUAUGUUUUGUUGUUGAGCAGCAAAGAUAAAGAAGCCCUUAUAUAUCAUUGAUUCAUUUAUUAUUCCAUGAGGCUGAGUAGCGAGGGGUCUCAGCAGCUGCUUGUAGAAAACCACGAAAAAAAUAAAACCAACCAAUUUUGCCACAGCAUCA